AUGGCCCGUCGUUUGGAUCUUGGGGUUCUAUUAUGUAGCCUUCUGUAUGUGACGUCGGUGUCGUCUGCUGCAAAGCAGUACAUAAUUACGGACAGCGGAGGAUCACUGCAGAUCCAAAUCAACAGAAUCACGGUUUUGAACCAUACAUUGUUAUCUCCUUCGUUUUACGUUGGACAAGGAAAGACUAUAUUUCUGGAAGCUCUAGGAAAUUUCCAUGUCAGAAACUAUAUAAAGGAAAGAAUAGCUCUCAGGAGAUUCUCCAAAAUACAAAACACUACCACCUCCGACGUCUACAACUUCACGGAUGGAGGGAUCUAUUCUGUUCAAGUGACGUUCGAAACCAAGCUUAACCAGGAUGUGGUUGUAUCGUUCAAAAACACUGGACAGACUUACACACACAGUUGGGUCGUACUAGCAGCUUCUCCGACUGACAAAAUUUAUGGGGGAGGGGAGCAGUUUACUCACCUUAAUCUUAGAGAAAGGACGUACAACUCCCUAGAGUUGUUCACAGUACUCAGAUCGGAUGACCUGACAUACCCAAUAUGGACAAGAGAGCAAGGUGUAGGAAGAGACAAAAGCACUAACACAACCUUCUUCGCUGACCUCCAGUCCGGCGGUGGGGGAAACUUUGCCACCACUUACUUUCCUCAGCCCACCUUUAUAACCUCCAAGAAAUAUUACUUUCACUUCACUUCUACCAGAUACAUAGUGUUCGACUUCAGUGUCCCCACUUCUCAUGAAGUCUUUAUCAAUGGAGACUUUGGUGACAUUUACUUCAAAUCUGCAUCCUCUUUUAAACCUUUGGUUGGAAGUCUUUCAUCAGUAUUUGGACGAAUGCCAAAAUUACCCCUUUGGAUUUAUGAUGGAAUUAUAAUGGGCGUACAAGGAGGAACAAAAAUUAUGAUGGAAAGGUACCAGCAAGCAAAAGCUCAAGGAGUGAAUGUCCGUGGUCUAUGGAUUCAAGACUGGUCUGGAAUUAUCAACACGUCGUUCGGUCAAAGAGUAUUCUGGAACUGGCAAUGGAACGCCACAAGAUAUCCAGGUUUGGACGAAACGAUCAAAGAACUGAAAAAAGACGGCGUACGAAUAACAGUUUACAUGAAUCCCAAUCUUAACAACCAAGGCCCACUUUUCAAGGCAGCGGAGAGCAAUGGUUACCUUGUGAAGAAUAAGACCGACCAGACAUAUUUGUUCAAUUUUGGAGAAUUUUUCUGUGGGAUUGUGGAUUUAACUAAUCCUGACGCAUACAACUGGUAUAAAGGUAUUAUCAAGAAAAACAUAAUACAGCUCGGGAUUGGCGGAUGGAUGGCAGACUUUGGAGAAUAUCUUCCUGUCGAUGCAAAAUUAAAGGGAGGGUCGGGUGAAUUAUUCCACAACCAGUGGCCUGUUCUUUGGGCCAAGUUAAACCGUGAAGCGGUCCAAGAAUCUGGAAAAGAAGAAGAUGUGGUAUUCUGGAUGAGGGCUGGUCAUACUGGUACUUCUAACUACACUACUCUAAUGUGGGUUGGGGACCAAAACGUUGACUGGAGCACAGGAGACGGCCUUCCGUCUGUUAUUCCCUCUGCUUUGUCCUCUGGGUUGUGUGGCAUUGGUAUGACUCACAUGGACAUUGGUCUGUAUACCACGUUUGGAGCGUUGGGGUUAAGGCGAUCUGCAGAGCUGCUUCUAAGGUCUGCAGAGAUGGCCGUCUUCUCCCCUGUGAUGAGGACACACGAAGGAAACCAGCCAGCGUACAACGUUCAGAUGUAUAGUUCGGAUAUAAUUCUCCGCCAGUUUAAACGCCUUGUUGACAUGCAUAAGGCCCUGUCUAACUACACAUCUGCCGCCAUGGAUGAGUACGUCAGUUCCGGUGUAGCCGUCCAAAGACCCUUAUUUCUAAUGUACCCGGAUGAUGUGAAAACAUAUGAUCUGAAAUAUCAAUAUAUGUUCGGUUCAGACAUCUUAGUGGCUCCAGUGAUUCAACCUAAUGUUCAAAAACAAAAUGUUUAUCUUCCAAACGAUAAGUGGAUUUAUUUAUGGAAUAAAACGGAUGUGAAUCCAGGGGCAGUAACUGUGAAUGCGCCUGUUGGAUUACCUCCCGUGUUUGUUCGUAAAAACAGUUCAUUCCUCAAUGACAUUCUGUCUCUGGCAUCGUAUGAACUUAUUCCUUUCAAUCCGUCCAAAUCUAAACCGUCACAAGUUUCCAAUAACUCACCGCUCACAGACUUCUUGUCUUCUGUGAUAUUAGUCGCAUUUUGUACUUGUGUUGCAUUAAGAAGUAUUCACGUGUAAAAUGUACGUUUAAUACGAAGAUUUUUACGCAUAAGAAAUGGAAUAUGUAGUCUGAAAGUAAAAAGGGGAGCAAAGGUGAAGACGGUCAAUCUUUUUUUAGGGGUGGGGGGUU
Molecule: messenger RNA, 2383 nt
Organism: Saccostrea echinata
Lineage: Eukaryota; Metazoa; Mollusca; Bivalvia; Ostreida; Ostreidae
Product: sulfoquinovosidase-like
Exons: 10
Coding region: 1-2271 (756 amino acids)
Biological process (GO): carbohydrate metabolic process
Molecular function (GO): hydrolase activity, hydrolyzing O-glycosyl compounds; carbohydrate binding
Source: RefSeq, a predicted model, not a curated record